CCUUUAAAUGGAGGACAGUUACACGGUGCACAGACGCCGUAAGGCGGCUGCGAGGAGACGCGAGAAAACACCUGAUCCGUCGUCGAGGAACCAGCUGGUGGAGACCUCGGACGACGACGGGGAGGCGAGACGCGCCAGAAUGGAGAAAAUGGCGGACGACGCCGAGCAGGAGGAGAAGGAACUGAAGAUAAAACGGGACGAGCUGCUGGAAGAGGGGAAAAGGAAAGAGGAUGAGGAAUUGAAGAGGAAGAGGGAGGAGAAGAGGAUAUCUACGAAUAUGGAGAAGGAGAAAAGUCCUGGGAGAUUACAAGCACGUGAGAAUGACGCUGUUGAAACUGCGACUUCGUCGGUAAGGAAGAACGAAGCUUUAGUUACCGACGAAACAUCGAAGGAUACGCAACGGGAGACUCUUCCGAGGUCCAAGGAGAUUGACACGGAGCAACCGGCGGUGCCGAGGAGGGUGGAACGAAGGCUGAAGAAGAAGUCGAGGGAGAGGGUGGAGAGACACGGUCAGUCGAGCGACUCCAGUGAUCUGGACGAGAAGCUGGAGAAACACUCGAGGAGGACCAAGUCACCAGAAGGAAGUAAAGUCAGAGUGAAGAAGCCCAGUGCGAAAAGAAGCUCUGGUGAACCCGAGGCGAAGAAGGACGCCAUUGAAAGACCACCCAGGGAGAAGAGGUCCAGUAAACAAAUGCUCGAGGAAGCAGAGGGACAGCCCAGGCCGGAGAGGAGGCGUUCCAUCAGGCACAGCCAAACGGACGACACCGAUGAGGAUCCAAAGAUGAGGAAAAGUGAGACCUUUCCCAGACAGACGAAAGAGGAGGUGGUUAUGAAGAGAUCCUCGACGGACGUGAAGAAGCAGAUAAUACCAUUGAGCAACGAUUCUUUGAUAGAGGACUUCGCGAAGGCUCAGAGGCAAUACCUGAAAAGGGAGCAGAGUAUUCUUGAUCCUGACAACGCCGACGUGUUCGAGGAUGCUCAGGAGGAGACGAUGCUUAGACGACGGAAGUUCAGUGUGCCUUUGGCUGAAGGUGAACAAGAGGGAAUUGAAGAGUCGAUAGAGAAGAUGAAUAUGCUAGAGGAGAAGAAAUCUUGGUUCUCGUGGUUACCAUUCUUCCGUAAGAAGGGGAAAGAGAAGGACGAGAAAAGUGAAGUAAUUGAACCGACGAAAUCAAAGAAGGUCGAACCGGAAGUGGCUGCACAGAUGGCAGAGAAAGUGACCUUCAUGGACUUCCUCAGGGCUCUGGGAGACGUGGUCUCCGAGUUCAAGGCGUUUGUGGAUCAGAACCCAAAGGAGGUUCGUAUAAUGAGGGGGCUGCGAAACAGUUGCCUGUCCCAAUUGCUUCUCGUGAUCAUUUACUGCGGUCUCGGCGCGUUCGUCUUCCGGUUCACCGAGGGUGCCUUCGAGACGUUCUACAAGUGCGGCGUGAAGAGGGUGAAGAGAGACUUCUUGGACAGUUUGUGGAACUACAGUCACAAUAUGAAGGAGGACGACUGGAAGAGCAUGGCCAGGAAGAAGCUGAUGGAGUUCGAGGAACAAUUGCACACCGCCCACGAGGCUGGCCUGCACUCCUAUAGCGGGCAGAGAAGCUGGACCUUCCUGAACGCUGUCGUGUAUUGUUUGACAGUAAUCACGACGAUCGGAUACGGACACAUAUCGCCCAGCACAAACACCGGAAGAGCCAUCACAAUCGUGUACGCGAUUUUCGGGAUCCCGAUGUUCUUGAUUAUAUUGGCCGACUUCGGUAAAUUGUUCACGCGGAUCAUAAAGUUCCUCUGGGCGUUCGUUAGAAGGCUUUACUACACAGGAAGCUGCCGGAAAGUCAGGCACACCGUGCCUGUACAGGAAGUAAUGAAAGGCGUGCAGCUCGUGUACGAUUUCGCGACAUUCAAGAGACCGUCGCAAAUAAACCCCGAAGACAUCGAAGAGAUGCAAAAACAAGCCCAGCAAUCGCAAACGGUCUUGAAUCUAGACGGGAACGCGCCAGAUACGCCUGGUACACCGGCGAUGUCAACGUUCGCCAUCGACGACGAGUUCAAUCUACCGAUUUCGGUGGCCAUCUUCAUCCUGUUGGGCUACAUCUUCAUCGGUGCCACCCUGUUUUGCGUGUCGGAGGGCUGGGGCUUCUUCGAGAGCUUCUACUUCGUCUUCAUCUCGAUGAGCACUAUCGGCUUCGGCGAUUACGUGCCAAAGAUGCAUCCCAUAUACAUGAUGUGUUCGAUAAUAUACCUGGUGUUCGGGCUGGCUCUGACGUCCAUGUGCAUCAACGUGGUACAGGUGAUGCUGUCAGACUCGUUCAGGCAAGCGAGCCAGAAGAUCGGCGCGACGAUCGGAUUCGCGAUCGCCGAAGAGGAUGGAUCCGUGAUUCCAGCCAUACCACCGGCCGUAGAAGUCGCUGACGUUCACAGCCCCGUGAAAGAGUCCGAAAGCGCGGAGAAAAUCGCGCCCAAGGCCAAGCAAGAAGAUCUGGACGUGUAACCAAUUUAAUGCACAAAGUUCCACCGUCGUGCAAACAACAACGGAGAACGAAUGAUAACGUUUAGGCCUUAAAACGCAAUCGUCCCCUCUCGCUUGAUGGGCUAGACGUGCCCCAGUAAUGGAAUCCAGAUCAAAAGUAAAAAACCGGACCGUUGUAUUCGUAAUACUGAAACCGACGCUUCUGAAU
Messenger RNA from Dufourea novaeangliae, 2666 nucleotides. RefSeq lists its product as uncharacterized. The record is from RefSeq and is a predicted model, not a curated record. NCBI's taxonomy places the organism in Eukaryota, Metazoa, Arthropoda, Insecta, Hymenoptera, Halictidae. The transcript is spliced from 6 exons. Bases 8 to 2479 code for a protein of 823 amino acids. Gene Ontology annotation, biological process: stabilization of membrane potential; potassium ion transmembrane transport. Gene Ontology annotation, molecular function: potassium ion leak channel activity. Gene Ontology annotation, cellular component: membrane.